This is a messenger RNA of Gregarina niphandrodes, 3441 nucleotides long. RefSeq lists its product as hypothetical. Bases 1 to 3441 code for a protein of 1146 amino acids. The transcript has a single exon. Lineage: Eukaryota; Apicomplexa; Conoidasida; Eugregarinorida; Gregarinidae. The record is from RefSeq and is a predicted model, not a curated record.
AUGCCCAAAGGCUUCUCCGGACCCACCGCUUCUGCCGGACCAGGGGCUGCCGGACCAGGGGCUGCCGGUUCUAACCCCGCCGGUCCUAACCCGGCGGGGCAUGGGGCUGACUCCAGUCCCAGCGGCGACGGCAAUGGCACCCCAACCUUCGGCCCAGCCGAGGCCGCCGACCCCGCUACGUACAUUUCGACAGGCGUCCCACUCCUCGAACACCUGCGCCAAAUGGCCAGUUCCUUCGAAAGCUUCGAUGACUUCCUGGACGAAGAUGAAGACUCGCAAGAUGACGCCACGGGCACUCGCCGACCCGGAACAACCGACCGACCCAACACUGACACACGACCCGCCGCCGUCGUCUCCAAAAGCACCGAUCCCUUUGCCGAAGCCCAACGAGAUAGCCGCUACCAAGGGCCACCCGUAGUCGUCGGAUCCGCCGCCCUACCCGGCGCCGAUCAAACGACGUCCGCCUUCCUACCAACCGGCUUCCAACCAUCCGGCUUCCAAACCUCCGGCUUCCAAACCUCCGGCUUCCAACCGUCUGGUUUCCCGCCCCCCCCUGCUUCCCCCAUGAACUACAUCUCGCCCCAACAGGCCUGGGAACAACAGCGAGGGCGCUCUGCAUUCGAGCCACGACAGAGUCCUUUGGCGGAGCUCGCUCGGAAGUACAAAGAAUCGGCCUUCGCACAACGUGCCACUGAGAUUGCGGAAAGGUCGCCAGACACAACACAGCAAGAGCGACUGGAUCAGUGCUCCGUCUUAGAGCCGGUCGACUCAAUCAGUGCCCCGUCCCAGACCCCCAGUACUGCAGCCGACCCCCACAGCGGUCCGCCGGAGUCUCAUCCGGCUGUUCCAAGCGUUUCCGUAUCUCCAGGCGGCGACCCGGCUGAUUCUGUUGACGAUUCCGCUGCUCCAACCGCCGAUCCGGCGGCUGCAGCGGAUCCGGCUGUUCGAGUCGCCGAUCUGGCGGCUGUGGACAUCCCAGAGGGCGACCGCAAAGGCUAUGUUGUGGUGGACCAGGCGGAGGUGGCCGACGAGCACAAUACGCCUUCGACUCAGGACGGGGAAGACUGGACCGGAGAGCCGGCUACGGAACCCCCGGCAGGGGGGCGCAAGUUGGACGACCCGGAGACGAGAGUGGAUUAUCUAGAGUCGAGAGUGGAAGACCCGGAGUCGAAAGUCGGUGACCUGGAGAUAAGUGUACUUAAUUGCCAUGUAUCGGAGGGUCCUGGCCUGGUGCCGGACAAGUUGGGAGUUGGUAGAGCGGCUCCGAAUUGCAACGAGGACCGUGGCAGUGCGGAAUCAAGUGGCCGAGACGACAGCGUGAGCCGGGAGAGUGUGAGCCGGGAGAGUGUGAGCCAAGAGGGGGAGGAGGGAGAGAGUCGUGUAGGUGAGGGGUCUUCUGGCGGUCGAUCGUGGGUGGGAGGUCAGCGUCUAUGUCCGUUAACUGUGUUCACAUAUCGUUUAUUACGACCGCACUAUGUGAUCGAGUACCCAUUGUGGAGCGGUGACGCGAUGCCAGUGUGUGGAUGUAGUUACAACUGUACAUGUGAACAGGAGGUGCCGGAGGUAAUGGAGCACCUGAUUCGGUCGUUGGUGGAUUAUUUGGCGAGUGAGGAGGAGGUGCGUCGAAUGUUGCUCGGCUCGCCAUUUUUGUUGCCUGAGCAUGCAGCGCCUGUGCUUUUCAAUGCGCACCGUCUGUUGCUGGCUCGUUAUCUGAAGUUCAACGGCUGCGACGUCGAGCUCGCGGCACAACUGUUGGUCGACACGUGCCGGUGGUUGGCGACGGAGGCUUACUACGCUCUGUCAUUCAACUACAUGGCUGGCUUGCUUUCCAAAGGCUGUGUUUACCUGGCAGGUUAUGCACUGGACAAGACCCCCGUGCUUUACCUGGACGUCCGGCUCUCUAGCAACUGUUUCUCCCAAAUAAGCACCGAAGCAGGUAGCGACGGGGUGCUGAUGGGAGCCGAUGUGGGGCGCAAUCUGCGACUGGUAAUGUCCUACUGGUUAUUCUUUUAUUUCGAGUACCUCUGGAUGCCGAGUUUUCGAGACAAAACACUUACAGUGGUCCUGAAUUGUAAGGGCGCGGAAUCGGGAUCCAUUGACUGGGUAUUAGAGAACCUGUCGACAGUACUGAUCUACUUCGCAGUACAGCCACAUCGGAUUGUCUUGUUUAAUUCACCCCCGCACACAUUGACAGUGUUAGCACCGCACGAAAAAGCAGCGUCCUCCUCCACAGGAGCGAUCAGUUGCGCCCCCUCAGUUCUGAAGAAUAUUGGACGACUAUCCCAUUCACUCAGCAUGUUUGUGGACCCGCAGCAAUGUGAAGUAACGUACGGUGGCGUGCAACCGCCUGUGCAUAACUUCUACAAACCCGCCAUCUUUCGCACCGAAGCCGAAGCACGCGCAAGCAAAAUGCUUGUUCCGGUCGCUGGUGUCUUGUGUCGCGGUGAACCCGUUCCUUCUCUCCCGUUCGCCACAACGCCUUAUGGAUCGCCGCUCGCCGGUUCGUUGGGAACAGAUUCGUCGGGAACAGAUUCGUUGGUUGGAACAGAUUCGUUGGUUGGAACAGGUUCGUUCGGAACAGAGAGAAGGUUCGGAACAGAGAGAAGGUUCGGAACAGACAGAAGGUUCGGAACAGAGAGAAGGUUCGGAACAGAGAGAAGGUUCGGAACAGGUUCGUUUGGGUCCGGGGGAGUUGGCCCGAGCAUGAACAGUACGAUGAUGAACAUAGGGACGAGUACAGUAAUGAACGCAGUGACGUCGGUGCAGAGAGAGAAGGGGUUGUAUGUCGAUUUGGCACGCGCUCUUAGUGUGUGCGAACUGGCUCCACGCGAGGCGGAUCCGAAGGCAGUUUUAUUAGCUUGGAUGUCUAAGAUACUGGAGCAUGAUUUGGUUAAUUCAAUUGAUUCUAAGGCAUUGUCGGUACCGCUGGUACAGUCACGAAGUGUAUAUCUCUGCGGCCAAGACCGUGCUGGAAACGCAUGUCUAUGUGUGAGACUGAAGGCAUUGUUACAAACCCGUGCCGCGGAAGAUGACCGACGCAUACAAGAACAGAUAAAGGAGUACUUAUCAGCACUCAUAGUCUGGGCCUGUCGAUUUGCCGCACCUCGAGUCAAUUUACUCAUAGAUGUUAUCGAUGUAUCCAUCAUGUCUCUAGCACCUAAACUUUACCCACUAUUGUCACACAUACAAACCCUGUGGUCACACUCCAUACAUCAAGUGUACGUCUUCAAUUCAAGCUUCCCCCAACGAAGGAGUCUAGACGCCAUGAAAGCCGCUCUCAAAAAACCAUUUCGUUCUAAAAUCACCUACGUCACCUCCGAUAUAAGGCAUCUCAUCUCCGUCAAUUCAAGAGAACGAGCAUUCGGAGGACGCUGGAAUGGCAGUAGCAGAAUCGACCCACAACUUGUACCCGUGGCCUUCUUUCCCAGACCCUCGCAUUAA